Messenger RNA from Cygnus atratus (black swan), 5887 nucleotides. RefSeq names its product TAO kinase 3 (gene TAOK3). The record is from RefSeq and is a predicted model, not a curated record. Bases 487 to 3183 code for a protein of 898 amino acids. NCBI's taxonomy places the organism in Eukaryota, Metazoa, Chordata, Aves, Anseriformes, Anatidae. Gene Ontology annotation, molecular function: protein kinase activity; ATP binding. Gene Ontology annotation, biological process: protein phosphorylation; execution phase of apoptosis. The transcript has 23 exons.
ACACUCAGGCAAUGCUUUAAUGCAUACUAAUGCAAUGAGUUUUGUCAUCCUGUGGAGAACUCAUACUGACUGCAGCCAGAAAGAAGACAUUGGGUAUAUUGAUGUCCUGUGUUGACACUUCUUUGAUCUGCUUCGGGAUUGAGUGAAUGCUGCUCUGCAUGCGACACCUGGAAGAAGCGCUGCUGUGAGGAUGUAACUUUGAGGUGUUCAAAAGUGAGGUGGAAUUUCUCCUUUGUCCUGCUGGAUUUUUAUCGGAGUCCUGGUAACUCAAGAAGGCUAUCUUGUACUCUCUGAAGGGUAUCAGAGUGCGUAGAAUUUGGGGAGACAAGAGCACACAACGAUGCUGCUGAAAGGAAUCUGAGCCACAGAGCAUGCUUUGUGCCACAGUUACCCAGGUGCUGAAUGCUGUCUACAAACUACUUUGUCGAUGAAGGAAGAAAUUGAUUGGGAAUUGAAAGCGCGAGCUAGUUCAUAAUACUGGUCAACAUGCGCAAAGGGGUGCCAAAGGACCCAGAAAUAGCUGACCUGUUCUACAAAGAUGAUCCUGAAGAAAUAUUUGUGGGUUUACAUGAAAUCGGACAUGGAAGUUUCGGAGCAGUUUACUUUGCUACAAAUUCCCACACUAAUGAGGUGGUGGCAGUCAAGAAAAUGUCCUACAGUGGGAAGCAAACGAACGAGAAAUGGCAGGAUAUCAUUAAAGAAGUCAAGUUUCUACAACAGCUGAAGCACCCCAACACCAUAGAGUAUAAGGGCUGUUACCUGAAAGAGCAUACUGCAUGGUUGGUUAUGGAGUACUGUUUAGGAUCAGCUUCUGAUUUGCUAGAAGUUCACAAGAAGCCACUUCAGGAAGUGGAGAUUGCUGCCAUCACCCACGGUGCCUUGCAGGGGCUGGCCUACCUGCACUCUCACUGUAAGAUUCAUAGGGAUAUUAAAGCUGGAAAUAUUCUUCUAACAGAACCAGGUCAAGUGAAACUAGCUGAUUUUGGGUCUGCAUCUAUAGUCUCCCCUGCCAAUUCUUUUGUGGGAACGCCUUACUGGAUGGCACCAGAGGUGAUCCUUGCUAUGGACGAAGGGCAGUAUGAUGGAAAGGUGGACGUCUGGUCCCUUGGGAUCACGUGUAUUGAGUUAGCUGAAAGGAAGCCUCCACUUUUCAACAUGAAUGCAAUGAGUGCCUUAUAUCACAUAGCCCAGAAUGAUUCCCCUACGUUACAGUCAAAUGAAUGGUCAGACUCCUUUAGGGGAUUUGUUGAUUACUGCUUACAGAAAAUACCUCAGGAAAGGCCAUCAUCAACAGAUCUAUUACGGCAUGAUUUUGUUCGCCGAGACCGACCACCAAGGGUACUAAUAGACCUCAUACAAAGGACAAAAGAUGCAGUACGUGAACUGGAUAACCUUCAGUACCGGAAAAUGAAGAAAAUCCUUUUCCAAGAGACACGGAAUGGCCCACUAACCGAGUCUCAAGAGGAGGAGGAGGACAGUGAGCAUGGAUCAAACCUGAGUAGGAAGAUGGACAGUCUGGGCAGCAACCACUCCAUCCCGAGCAUGUCCGUGAGCACAGGCAGUCAGAGCAGCAGUGUGAGCAGCAUGCAGGAGGUCCUGGAUGAGAGCAGCCCUGAACUGGUCAUGAUGCAUAGUGACGAGAGCACAAUUAAUUCCACUUCCUCCGUUGUUCAUAAGAAGGAUCAUGUAUUUAUAAGGGAUGAGGUGGGCCACAGGGAUCGCAGGCCUGAGGUGCGGCCUACCCAGUCAGUGCAGAAUCAGGCCCUCCACUACCGGAACCGAGAGCGCUUUGCCACAAUCAAAUCAGCGUCUUUGGUUACAAGGCAGAUCCAUGAGCAUGAGCAGGAGAACGAGUUGCGGGAACAGAUGUCAGGAUAUAAGCGGAUGCGGCGCCAGCACCAGAAGCAGCUGAUCGCCCUGGAAAACAAGUUGAAGGCCGAGAUGGAUGAGCACCGCCUCAAGCUGCAGAAGGAGGUGGAGACGCAUGCCAACAACUCGUCCAUUGAGCUGGAGAAGCUGGCCAAGAAGCAAGUGGCUGUGAUGGAGAAAGAGGCAAAGACAGCUGCAGCAGAUGAAAAGAAAUUCCAGCAACAGAUUUUGGCUCAGCAGAAGAAAGACCUGGCGACCUUUUUAGAAAGUCAGAAGAAACAAUACAAGCUUUGCAAGGAAAAGAUUAAAGAGGAAAUGAAUGAGGACCACAGCACACCGAAGAAAGAGAAGCAGGAAAGAAUAUCCAAACACAAAGAGAACCUGCAGCACACACAGGCUGAAGAGGAGGCCCAUCUUCUCAGCCAGCAGAGACUCUACUACGACAAAAACUGCCGUUUCUUCAAGAGAAAAACGAUGAUCAAGAGGCACGAGAUGGAACAGCAGAACAUUCGGGAAGAGUUAAACAAGAAGCGGACCCAGAAAGAAAUGGAGCACGCCAUGCUGAUCCGGCACGACGAGUCGACGCGCGAGCUGGAGUACAGGCAGCUACACACGCUGCAGAAGCUGCGAAUGGACCUGAUCCGGCUGCAGCACCAGACUGAGCUCGAGAACCAGCUGGAAUACAACAAGCGGCGAGAGCGGGAGCUGCACAGGAAGCAUUUCAUGGAGCUCCGGCAGCAACCAAAGAACCUGAAGGCUAUGGAAAUGCAGAUCAAAAAGCAGUUCCAGGACACGUGCAAAGUGCAAACUAAGCAGUACAAAGCACUGAAGAAUCACCAGCUGGAAGUAACUCCAAAGAGUGAGCACAAGACAAUUUUGAAGAGCCUGAAGGACGAGCAGACGAGGAAGCUCGCCAUCCUGGCAGAGCAGUACGAGCAGAGCAUCAACGAGAUGAUGGCCUCGCAGGCGCUCCGGCUGGACGAGGCUCAAGAAGCGGAAUGCCAAGCCCUGAGACUGCAACUCCAGCAGGAGAUGGAGCUCCUCAACGCGUACCAGAGCAAAAUUAAGAUGCAGACAGAAGCACAGCAUGAAAGAGAACUCCAGAAGCUGGAGCAACGGGUGUCGCUGCGCAGAGCACAUCUGGAACAAAAGAUCGAAGAGGAGCUAGCUGCCCUCCAGAAGGAACGCAGCGAGAGGAUAAAGUUUCUGUUGGAAAGGCAGGAGCGAGAGAUUGAAACGUUUGACAUGGAGAGCUUGCGGAUGGGCUUUGGGAAUUUGGUCACAUUAGAAUAUCCCAAGGAGGACUAUAGAUGAGAUUAAAUUUCUUUGCCAUUUAACAAAAAAAAAGGAUAAAAAGCAAACAAAAUAAUUAUGAAACUUGCAAAACCAACAUUCCCCAUGUUAACGGGCGUGCUCUCUCUCUUUCUGUCUCUCUUACUGACAUCGUGUCGGACUAGUGCCUGUAUAUUCUUACUCCAUCAGGGGCCCCCUUUCCCCCUGUGUCAAGUCCCGGUGCAGGACAGCUCCUGGCGGUCUUUUCCAUAGUAUGUCACAGUAUUGAUGUCUCUGUGCAAUGAUUAAAAAUGUUUCAGUGAAAACUUUGGAGACAAUUUUAAUGGAAAAAAAAAAAGUGGAUGUCUGUUGCUUUUGAGCAAUCACUCAUUUUUACCACCAAUCUACGAAAGUACAAAGCAAAAAAAAAUACUCAAAUGAUAUAUACAAACCCAGGGGGAGAGAGACUAAAUCCGCAGCCUUACCUUAACUAGCUGCUGCAUUAUUUUAUUUUAUUUUUAUUUUUUUGGUAUUUAUUCAUCAGGAAUAAUUAAAUAAUAAAAAAUUUUAUUAAAGAUUGAGAAAUUUGAUACAUUUUACAGAAAAAAACUUAAUCGUGAUGUACAUAUCAGUGGUGACAUAUUAUUACUUUUUUGGGGGUGGGGAGGGGCGGGGCAAAGAUCUGGUGAUUUUUAGAAGAACCAUGCCAGGCGAGGCGGGGAUUAGACCUCGGUCCUCGGCAUAUUCUUGAUUGUAUCAUAAUCAUUUUCUGCUGUCGCAGAGAAUGUGAAUACACUUAAAUGAGCCCACAGGAUCCCAGUAGCACAAAUUGGGCUUUGUCAAAUCGUGUAUUUUGUGUAUAGAAGGAAUUUAAGGAGAGCUUUUACUUAUUUUCAUAUUGUAUUUUAACUGUUUCUCUGAUCAAAAAUUUUUUUACUUCUUUCCCCCCUUCCCUCCUGCUCCCUGCCACCCCGCCCACUUUCCGGUUCAGUACUUGGAGUUCAACACUGUCUGUCAGAUCAUCCUGAGCCCUUUCUUUUCUUUUUUUUCGUUUUUUUUUUUUUUGUUCCUCCCCCGAGUCCACCCCCAAACCCAUGAUCUCGGUCAUAAAUAUUGCAUUAUUCACACUUUCAAACUGUGUAUUUUCUUACAAUAAAAAGAUUAAAAAAAAAAGGCUUUACUUCUUUUGCAUGCACUUUAAAAAAAAAAAGAAAAAAAAACAACAAAAGAACAAAAAAACAUUUUUCAGGUUCAAAGGAAGAGCAUGAAUAACUGUCAGAGCUUUUAAUUAUAUUUGUAAAUAAAAGUGUUCAUCACAACGCCUCGCUGUCUCAUUGUGGGAAGGGCUCCGGGGCUGCCCCUGCCCGUUCCCCGCAGGUGGGAGCUGGGCUCGCCGUGGGCCCUUGGGGGGGAGUGGGGGUCCCACCGCAGCGCGGCUCUCGGUGGUGCACGGAGGGCGGUGACGUCCCUCCGGCCCCGUCCUUCAGCCUGCUGCUGCAGGAACCGCUGGUGGAGGAGCUCCUGGGCUGCUCCAAAGCCCUUUUUCUGGGCACGGGAGGUUUUCACGCUAACUAACGGCUUGUUGCUCUCAGCUUUUUUGCCUUUCUUCCAGCCUGAGAAGUCCCAGGCUAUGAACCAGCCCUUGCGAAGCACCGUGUAACGUAGGUGUUCCAGCACCUCCUCUCCACCUGUGUGUUUUGUCUUAUGGAUCUUAGUCUUUAUUUGGGGUGUUUCCUUGAAAAACUGUCAGUCCUGACUUUUUUUCUUUGCUGGUCCUGUGUAUAGGAGCUAUUCCAGUGGUUGUGGUGGUGGCAUAGCACAGCUGCGUGCUUACCUGCAGCCUCCACUCACAGGGUGUGCUCAGGUCUUAAUUGCAAGUACGAGGUAACCGGUUUUUACGGGGCAUCGCUGCAGCAUUUUGAGGCUUAGAACGUGUGUUUUACACACUCCUCAAUAAACAGUACCUUUGAGAAAAGAAUUUAAAAAAAGGGGGAAAGGCUUCUGUUUCUGUGAAGCAGAAUCACAUUAGCUUCAUUUUUUUUUAAUUAAGACAGCCAUGAGUUGUGGUUCAUUUUCUGUCGAGUGCUGAGGAACCACCACCAGGCCUCGCCACCUGCAGGCUGGUGGAGGAGCAAAGCACAACUGCAGCCCUGCAGCCCGGCUGGGAAGCACCUUCAGGUGAGUAACUGGUGGUCCUUAGCACAGGAGGCGACAUCUGCAACUAAGAGUGGAACCUGUGAGCAAAUGCUGCCCCACGAGCAGCAAGUAAUGCAAAUGUUCGUAGUGGUGGAGGUUUUUGGGGGGUAAGCGACGCUGUCCUGGCUAUAAGGACGUGCCUGCCUUGAGCUCCAUUCCUAAAGCAUCAGCACUUAUCUUCUAGGCUCAACGCGUGUUUCGGGCAGCACUGCCCAUGUGGAGCUCCCCUCGCAGGGCUCCAGCCUCGUCUCCUCCACGCCGGGAGGGGAAGGAACGGCGCCGCGCCGAGCUGCCAGCACUCCCCUCCUCCCCAAGGACACAACCACACCGCCCGCCUUGGUAAGUUUUUAAUUGCACUGCGAGCACACAUUGGGUCACAACAGAACAUGAACAAAACAAAGCCGCUCUGCUUCGAGUGGCAACAGAGAUCAGAAGAGAAUAGAGAAUCAGAAGAUAACCAGCUUCCCUGCCUCCUCCUUCUCGUUAUCUUUAACGUAAUGACUUUAGUGGUUCACCUCAUUGGCCCAGUGCUUGAGGGAGAAAACAAAAA